Messenger RNA from Melanaphis sacchari, 2135 nucleotides. Its product is annotated as pseudouridine-metabolizing bifunctional protein C1861.05. The transcript is spliced from 16 exons. NCBI's taxonomy places the organism in Eukaryota, Metazoa, Arthropoda, Insecta, Hemiptera, Aphididae. Gene Ontology annotation, molecular function: pseudouridylate synthase activity; kinase activity. The coding region runs from base 125 to 2107 and encodes 660 amino acids. The record is from RefSeq and is a predicted model, not a curated record.
GUAAAAUAGAUUGAAGAAGGUACCUGCUUACCAGUAUUUAAUAUAUGCUGUUCAUUCCAACAUUUUGAACUACGAUAUAAGUUGCGAUAUUUAGUGAAACUUAUAAUAGUACACAAGUUUUACUAUGAAGGGAAAUUUCAAGUAUGUGUGCCGUUAUUUUUCCAGAAGUUCAAUAGACAUUACACCCGAAGUUAAAAAUGCUCUGAAUAACCGAAAACCAAUAAUUGCACUAGAAUCAGCUCUUAUUACACACGGAUUACCGUAUCCAAAAAAUGUAGAGACUGCUUUGGAAAUGGAACAUAUUAUCAAAUCACAUAAUAUAGUUCCAGCUACAAUUGGUGUGGUUAAUGGCAGAGUAAAGGCCGGUAUGUGUCCAGAACAGAUUGAUGUUCUUGGCAUGCCAGCUGAAAGAAAAACGGUCAAAGUUUCUCGAAGAGAUUUUCCUUAUGUGCUCAGUCAAGGUUUAAAUGGAGGUACGACAGUAUCCGGUACUUUGGUUAUUGCUAAUGCUUUAGGCAUAAAAUUCUUUGUUACUGGUGGAAUUGGCGGAGUUCAUAUAGACGGUCAAAAUUCCUUAGAUAUAAGUGCUGAUUUGUUUGAGUUGUCUAGAUGUGCAAUAAUGGUUGUAUCUGCUGGUAUUAAAUCUAUACUUGAUAUAGGAAGAACUUUAGAGUAUCUAGAAACUGUGGGUGUUUGUGUGGCUUCAUAUGAUUCAAAUGGGGAAUUUCCUGCAUUUUAUACUAAAUUAAGCGGAUAUCAGUCUGCAUGUAAUGUAACUUCGCCUUAUGAAGCAGCUGGCCUACUAGAGCAAUGUCAAAAUACAGGAUCUGGUGUUUUGUUAGCUGUUCCAAUACUAGAAGAAAAAAUAAAAAAAACAGAAAUUGAUCAAGCAAUAGAAAAUGCUCAUAAGAUGUGUGAAAAACAAGGAAUAAUGGGAAAAAAUAUUACUCCUUUUAUUCUGAGUGAAGUUAGUCGACUGACAAAAGGACUUUCCAUGGAGACUAAUAUUUCUUUGUUGAAAAAUAAUUCUUUGAUUGGAAGUAAAAUUGUAUUGGAGUAUUAUUCAAAAUUGUUUUCUACCUCAAAAUCAGUUUUUGAAGUAAAAAAGAAUCUAAACAAAUCUAAAAAAUCUCCUGUAGUAAUUGGUGGUAGUAAUGUAGAUUAUGUUCUUCAAGUUGAUGAAGAUUUAAAGUUAGACGGUCGUAUGUUGGCGGGUCAAAUGAAACGUGUCAGUGGCGGGGUCGGUAGAAAUAUAGCGGACGCUUUGGGCCGGUUCGGACACGAUGUCUGUUUUUUGUCCGCUGUCGGGGACGACUCGAACGGCGAUACGAUAAUCAAAUCGCUCGACCACAUAAACACAGACAAAAUCGUCGUUGCCAAUAAUCAGUCGACGUCUUGGUGCGUAGUGUUCCAGAGCCAACAUGGCGAUUGCAUGGCUUGCAUCGGUGACAUGGAAUGCCACAAACGAAUAAAUAUUGACAUGAUAAAAAAAAACAUUGAUGCGUUGUAUCAAAGUCCACUUGUGGUUAUGGAUGGCAAUGUUUGUCCGGAGACAAUGGAAUUUGUAAUUGGAUUUUGUAACGAAGAAAAUAUACCAGUAUACUUUGAAACUACUGACAUUGCUGUGGCUUCCAAACCAUUUUAUUCGGAUAUGUGGAAAGCAUUUUCCUUUAUAUCUCCAAAUCUAAAAGAGCUACAAGAAAUAUCAAAAAAACUUCCAGCUGAAGUGCGUGUAAAUUACGCCAUUAAAGUUUCCAUUAACGGCGGCGAUGAAUUCGAGACACGAGAUCGCAUAAUGAAUAGUUCAAAAGACAUCGUUUGUAAGCUAAUAUCUCACAUUCCCGUCAUUAUGGUAACGCUUGGCGACAAAGGGCUGUUGUUGGCCUCGAGACAAUCCGAUGACACGGUUUCGUUAGUACAUUAUCCAGCGCAAAAAAUAGAAACGCCUGUCAGUACUUCUGGAGCUGGUGAUUGUUUGUGUGCGGGAUACAUAUCUGGAGUCUUACAAGGAAAAUCACAAGAUGAAUGUGUUGCUAUGGGACUGAAAGCUGCAUCAUCAGCACUUUUGUCGCUUAGGCCAGUUCCCAUAGAGCUGAAUGUCAAUUAAUGUAUAAAAUAAAUAUUUACUAUUACAA